Molecule: messenger RNA, 1509 nt
Organism: Elephantulus edwardii (Cape elephant shrew)
Lineage: Eukaryota; Metazoa; Chordata; Mammalia; Macroscelidea; Macroscelididae
Product: cytochrome P450 2J2-like
Exons: 9
Coding region: 1-1509 (502 amino acids)
Biological process (GO): xenobiotic metabolic process
Cellular component (GO): cytoplasm; intracellular membrane-bounded organelle
Molecular function (GO): oxidoreductase activity, acting on paired donors, with incorporation or reduction of molecular oxygen, reduced flavin or flavoprotein as one donor, and incorporation of one atom of oxygen; iron ion binding; heme binding
Source: RefSeq, a predicted model, not a curated record
AUGCUGGAGGCGCUGGGCUCCCUGGCUGCUACCCUCUGGGCCGGGCUCCGUCUCCAAACUCUCCUGCUGGGCACCUUCGUCUUUCUGUUUGUUGUUGAUUUCUUUAAUAGGCAGCGCCCAAAAAACUAUCCACCUGGACCCCCAAGACUGCCUCUCUUUGGCAAUUUCUUACAACUGGACUUUCAACAACCGCACCUGAGCGUUCAGCCGUUUGUGAAGAAAUAUGGAAACCUGUUUAGCUUGAGUAUCGGUCACUUUCAUAGCGUUAUUGUAACCGGAUUGCCCUUGAUCAAAGAGGUCCUUACACACCCAGACCAAGCCAUUCUGAGCCGCCCUGUGUCUGCUGUCCGACAACGCAUCUUUAAGAAAUAUGGAUUGGUCAUGUCCAGUGGCCAGGAGUGGAAGGAGCAAAGACGGUUUGCCCUGAUGACACUUAGGAACUUUGGUUUAGGAAAGAAGAGCUUAGAAGAACGCAUUCAGGAGGAGGCCCACCACCUUGUUGAAAAAAUACAAGAGGAGAAGGGACAGCCUUUUAACCCUCACUUUAAGAUCAACAAUGCCGUUUCCAAUAUCAUAUGCUCCGUUACCUUUGGGGAGCGCUUUGAGUACGAUGAUGCUCGGUUUCAGGAGCUGCUGAAGUUGAUGGAUGAAGUCACCUGUCUUGAAGCUGGACUGGGGUGUGAGCUAUACAAUAUUUUUCCAUCAAUAAUGAAAUUCCUGCCGGGUCCUCAUCAAACAUUCUUUCGGGACUGGGAGAAACUGAAACUAUUUGUUUCUCGUGUGAUUGAAAACCACAAGAGAGAUUGGAAUCCUGAUGAACCUAGAGACUUCAUUGAUGCUUACCUCAAGGAAAUGGCAAAGUAUGCAGGCAUUGAUACUUCAAGUUUCCAUGAAGAAAACCUUGUCUGCAGCACACUGGACCUCUUCUUUGCUGGAACAGAGACAACUUCUACGACACUGCGCUGGGCUCUGCUUUACAUGGCCAUGAACCCAGAGAUCCAAGAGAAAGUACAAGCUGAAAUUGACAGAGUAAUUGGCCAAUCGCAGCUGCCCAGCACGGCCAACCGAGACCACAUGCCCUACACUAAUGCUGUCAUUCACGAGGUGCAAAGGAUGGGCAACAUCAUCCCCCUGAAUGUACCCAGGGAAGUGACAUUUGACACCACUGUUGCUGGAUACUGCCUGCCAAAGGGGACCAUGGUCCUGACCAAUCUGACUGCACUACACAGAGACCCCAAAGAGUGGGCCACCCCUGACGCCUUCAAUCCAGAGCACUUCCUGGAGAAUGGACAGUUUAAGAAAAGGGAGUCCUUUCUGCCAUUUUCAAUAGGAAAACGGGUUUGCCUUGGAGAGCAGCUGGCCAGGGCUGAGCUGUUUAUUUUCUUCACUUCCUUUUUGCAAAAAUUUACCUUUAGGCCCCCAGCCAAUGAGAAACUGAGUCUGAAGUUCAGAGUAGGCCUCACCAUCUCCCCUGUCAGUUACUGCAUCUGCGCUGUUCCUCGGGUGUGA